Messenger RNA from Condylostylus longicornis, 833 nucleotides. RefSeq lists its product as uncharacterized. The transcript has 2 exons. Bases 11 to 454 code for a protein of 147 amino acids. Lineage: Eukaryota; Metazoa; Arthropoda; Insecta; Diptera; Dolichopodidae. The record is from RefSeq and is a predicted model, not a curated record.
CGUUAGUGGAAUGUCAACAGCCAAACGGCUGGUUUUAUCUUUAAGAGGUCGCAAAUCAAAUCAACAACAAGAAUCAAUAAUACAAGAAAAUAAUAUUAGUUAUAGUGGAGCGACUUCAUCACAACAUCUAUUAAUAUCAUCAUCAAUAAAUUCAGCAAAUAGUUAUUCAUCACCGGUUAGUGAUAAUCAUGAAUUAGAUGAAAUAGCUAUUGUAUCUGGGCCAUCAUCAUCAAGUAAUCAACAAUUAUUAUUAUAUGGUUCAACACAAACAACAUCAACAACAACUGCUACAGGUGUAGCUGGUAUAACAGGUGUUGGUACUGAAUUAUUAUCACCAUAUGGAAGGCAAUCAUCUGUAUCGAUUAGUGGACACGAUAAUCAAUUAUUUGUUAGUGGAAUCGGUGAGGAUACAAAUGGGCCAACACGUUUUCCAUCAGAUUGCUGUUGUAAAUAAAAAUCUUAAAAUGAAUUCAUUCAGAUUGUAUUAAUGUGGAAAGUACGAAACGUUUGACACAUGGAUCAGCAACAGAUCAAUUUUUAAUUCAUAUUAAAUUUAAGGAGACGGGGCAGUAAAUAAGAGGAUACCCAAAUGGUUUAGAGAAAGGUUGACUCAAAAAUCAUCGGUUUCGCAAAAGAUUCAAUUGUUUGUGAGGUUGUAAGACCUAUUAACAACAUCAAGGAGUUUAAAAUUAACUUUAAGAAAAAAAAAUUUUUUUGUUACUUCAACUGAUCCCGCGCCUUUCAUCACGAAAAAGUGGAUUAUUUGAUUAAUUAGUUAAAUCAAAAUUUUUUUUUGGAAAAGUUUUUCUUCAUUUUAAAAAUUUUUAGAAUAU